Messenger RNA from Aphanomyces astaci, 3516 nucleotides. RefSeq lists its product as hypothetical. NCBI's taxonomy places the organism in Eukaryota, Oomycota, Saprolegniomycetes, Saprolegniales, Verrucalvaceae. The coding region runs from base 177 to 3242 and encodes 1021 amino acids. The transcript has 11 exons. Gene Ontology annotation, molecular function: protein binding. The record is from RefSeq and is a predicted model, not a curated record.
GCACAAGAUCGAAAAGUAGUGUGGCGCCAUCCACGUCGACGUGUGUGUAUGACGUAGAUGGCCAGUGGACGGUGUAUCUACCUCAGCUGGAAUCGGUGCCAUACGUCAUUUGUAUUGUGCUAGCUGUGUCGCCGUCGUCGGCUACUGGACGUCCUUGGUCACGACCACAUCGAACCAUGGUAUACGAUUUGUCCAGUGGCGGCAUGCAGACAUGCGGCUGUGCUGUUGGCCGGCCAUGCACUUGUGGCUACCUUCUUCGUCGCGUGGUUAACGAAGGCGUGCUCACUGUUACCGAGGAGGACGAAUUGCUUGAAGUUGCUCCAGGCGUCGUCCUGCGGCUGAAAAAGGAAUACGAGGACGUACCAGGCACUCGACUCUUCCGCCGCAUGCAUCAGUACCGCCUCUCGUUGCGGGAUGCGAUCGCCGAGUUCAGCAGUGCAAUUACAAUCGCCAACAGCCACAGAAAGGUCGUGUCGUUUGAGCUGCUGGACGUUGCCCACCGCCGCAAACGACUCGUCGAAGGGACGACCCCCACAUCGACCGGCAGCGGUAAACCAGUCACCAAGAAAGAGCUGCAGGAUAUACAGUACAUGGUGUCUGCCUACUCGGACCUCACUACGCACUUGAAAGGCCGACCUGAGGGGUUCGCACCGAGCACCAUCCCCGUGUCCAUCCACGUACUUGGCCCCCACUUGGACCUUCUCCACGCCCAGCUCACAGCCACCAUUCAAAAAGCCAAAGCAGACCUUACAGGAUGCAAAACGUUUGUGCACAACUACGCCAUGUCGCGCAUCCAAUCGAUCGUGCGGGGUCGCCGUGUGCGCGCCCAUCACACGGCAUCCCUCGUCACGACCUGGUUUGGCGGCGAGUUGGCGGCCGCCGUGUUGUUGCAGUGCUUUUCCAGGACCGUUCGAGCGCGGUGGCGUGUCGCCGAGUGUCGACGGCGGCACCAGCAUCGCAUUUGCAUGCUCGCGACCAUCCACAUGCAGCGCACUGUGCGCGGCUACCUCGGCCGAAAGGUGGCUGCCACGAAACGAGUCUCGCAGCGCAUGGUCCAGGAAUCGCAUGCCGUCGUGACGUUGCAGUGCUGGGUGCGCUGUCUCGUGGCAUUUCGACUGGCCAAAGUCCGCCGGAAUCUGCGAGACGCCGCGAGGGCUCGCGUCCGACGGCAGGAGGCCGCCCUGAAUGUACAGAGAGUGUAUCGGGGCCAUGUGGGUCGGGUGAAGGCGCGGCAAGCCAAGAUCCAGCGCAGCUUGAGUGACCCCGUGCGUAACCUCGUCGCAGAAUUUCAAGCGACGGGCGACCUCUGGGCGUUUGUGCAGGCGGUGGACAAGGACUACCGGCAGUUUGACCGCGACCGCCAGGCCGAAGAAGACAACGCGACCACGUUUGUCACCAAAGUCCUACGGGAACGCAUGCUGCACCAAGAACGGUCGCUGCUGGCGUGGCAUGCGUCAAGAGCGAUGGCGUCGCCGGUGGUCGCCCACCAGCGCCGCCUCGACUCGGCAUACGAGUCCCCGCUGCCGUCCGUGUCGUCGUCGUCUUCGCCCGGGGUCCUCACGUCGCCCGCUGGAUCCUCGACCCAAUCGGGUGGUGGCGUGGUGGCCCCCCACUCGCUGUUUGAAUUGACUACGUCGGACGACGCCAUCCACAUGCAUCAGAUCGCUCCAGAAACUAUCGACCUUCCUGACAAGUACCCCCCGCAUGUCAUUCGACAUGCAAUGGCCCAAGGCUACGCCGUCGACGAAAUCAUCGCUGCUUUGCGAGGGCUGGAGGCACAAGGCAAGUCCACACGCAACGUCGCGUUGGUGUUGCGUGAAUUGAAGCGCCGGACGCCACUCAUGCUGAAUGCGUUCAAGUCGGAGCGCGUGGUGCGGCAGCAGCGACACAAGAGUCCCCCAAAACAUCAUCCCCUACGACAUCAACCCCCCUCUCCACUCACAGCGUCGCGUUCCUUCGAUCAAGCGAGCAGCCCCAUGUCGUCCACGCCUUCGUCAUCAUUGUCACCAUCGAGUGAUACGUUUGAAAUUGUCGACAUGACUGUGGUGACAACGUACCUGCUACAGAUGCUUCCGGAUGGUCUGGACGAACCCAUGGCCAAAAUCACGUUUGCCGCGGCCAUGCUCGUGUACAUUCCGCCCCUGGUGGACGUGAAUGGGGGCGCGACGACAGGCAGCACCUCCCCACCGUGGACGUCGUCGCCCAAUUCCCACUUUGCCGCGUACGUCAACGCCCCGUCGGCGCUGCUUCAGAUCCGACGGGAGCAACUCGUGACGGCAGCAAUUGCACCUUUCGCCACGAUAUUCAAAACCCAUGAGGUCGUCCAUGGAGCCGACUUGGACCGUAUUUCGACGCCACUGACACAGCUUCAGACGUGGGGGGUGCCAGUGGGAGUCGCCCACAGCCUUGUCCACGUGCUCAAAUGCUGCCGACGACGACAACAGCACAUCGACCCACGGUACAUCCGACAACAAACGGCGACGAGCCCUGCUCGCCGUUCCGUCCAGAAAGAGUCGCCAGGAGCGCCUGCCACCCCCCGAGGCUCCACGGCCGACACGGUGGCGUACGACGUGUCCUCCCGCGCGUCGACGGCGGUUGUCUCCUCCACGCCCCCGACUCCCCCCGAAGGUUCCACUUCAGAGUCCGACGAAGACCUCCACCGCCGGCAAUUUGCCGAAAUGAAGACCCGCAUCGAGGCCACGGCGCUGACUCCCUUGGGGAUGGACAGCUCGCUGUUUGACUUGUUCUUCCAAGCGCUAUUUGUUGUAUUGCCGACUGAGGCCGACCUGUCUAAUAACCACGAGUUGAAUGCAGCGACGUCGUUGGACGCGCGCCACCUGGACACGUUCGUGUACCAGUUGCUCGACCCAGCAUUAAGCAUGCAUGCGUCCCACCGCCUACUCAAGCGACGAAGCCAACGGACGGCCACCAUGGCCCGAGCGUACAGCAACGCGUGCAAGGCGGCCAACUGCCACAGCGUCAAGGACAUUGUAAAUCGGUCGUUGGAGCCGUUCCAUGUACCAGACGUACUGGCCGAACAAGUGCGUGUGUGCAUCGGCAAAGUGCUGUUUCCGCCAUGCCAUCGUGACGUGGACAAGCACGAACGCGCCAAGUCGCCGAAACAACUGGCAAAGCUGAUGCCGCUCCACGUCCGGAUGGACUCGCCGCUCCUCCGAUCUCGAGGCAAGAUGCCAGGCAUGGAGGAGCUGCCGACGAUCCUCCACCUCGUGGACGACCUCUAGGUAAAUGCGUCCAUGGUCGCUCCGAACGCCGCGUCCAUCACGAACAGCCGCAUCAAGUCCAGCUCGACUGGGGACUCAUCGUCUGUCGGACGACACAACGCCGUCGUGUUGCCUGGGACAUGGAGCUCCCGUCGAGAUUUCUCGAGACUUGCUUGCGUUGCUGCCAUGUGUUGAAGCCGCCGCCACUGGCCUUGCAGCACUGGUUGUAGACUGGUUAGGUCAUGAUCCAUCUAACACGUAGACGUGUUUGUGUAUAUUGAGCCAUCAAGGAAAG